Molecule: messenger RNA, 1208 nt
Organism: Asparagus officinalis (garden asparagus)
Lineage: Eukaryota; Viridiplantae; Streptophyta; Magnoliopsida; Asparagales; Asparagaceae
Product: blue-light photoreceptor PHR2
Exons: 4
Biological process (GO): photoreactive repair
Molecular function (GO): DNA binding; FAD binding
Source: RefSeq, a predicted model, not a curated record
CACGACAACGAGGCCCUCUCCUCCAGCUCUUCAGCGACUACCCAUCUCUCCUUCCUCCCCGUCUUCGCCCUUCGAUUCCCGCAUCGCUGACUUCCGGCAGUCCUCCUCUGCCGGCUCGACGCGACGCGGCGCCGUACGCGGGCCCAGUUUCUUGAACCAAGUCCGUGUCGGACUCUCGCGGUCGCGCCCCGAGCCCGCUGGUCGGACCUCGUCGUCCGGGUGGGGAGGCCCGAGACGGUGCUCGUCGAAUUGGUCAGGGCCGUGGGGGCGGACGCGGUGUAUUGCCAUCGGGAGGUGUCCAACGAGGAGGUGAAGACGGAGGAGAGGGUGGAGAAGGCGAUGGAGGAGGAGGGGGUGGAGGUUAAGUACUUUUGGGGGAGUACGUUGUACCACAUUGAGGAUUUACCAUUUGAUUUGGAGAAGAUGCCCACCAAUUAUGGAGGGUUUAGGGAGAAGGUGAAGGGGGUUGGGGUGAGGAAGACGAUUGAGGCGCUGGAUCAGGUUAAGGGGUUGCCGGCGCAAGGGGAUGUGGAGGUUGGGGAGGUGCCCAGCUUGUUGGAUUUGGGUUUGAACCCACCGCCGAUGGGCCAGGAUGGUAAAGCUGCAGUUACUGCAUCCCUAAAGGGAGGAGAGACUGAGGCCCUGGAGAGACUGAAAACGUUUGCAGCUGAAUGCCAUGCCCAACCUAAAACUGAGGGCAAGGGUGGUGCUCGAGACAGCAUCUAUGGUGCUAAUUUCUCUUGCAAGAUCUCUCCAUGGUUAGCUACAGGAUGUCUUUCUCCACGUUUUAUGUUCGAGGAACUGAAAAAGACUGCAGCCAGAACCAUAUCUGCGUCAACUAAGAAGCAAGGCGAUGAUGGAAUGAACUGGCUUAUGUUUGAGUUAUUAUGGAGGGAUUUCUUCAGGUUCAUAACUAAGAAAUACAGCUCCAACAAAAGAAAGACUGAAGCGGUACCCGCUACAGCUUGCACUGGAGCCCUUGCUUGAGACUCUAAAUCUGGAUGUCAAAGGAAAUUUAUUGUGAGGGUUGAGUUAAAAAUGGUUAAAGUCAUCUUUUCGAGUUUUGUGUCCCUGAUCAAUGUUGUAGCUUGAAAUUUAUGAAGUUGAUCAAUUUUUGGUCUGCAAACUAACAUACUAUGUUCUUUGAUUAAGGUUGUCUUAUAUCAGACUGGAAAUUUCAUUAAUAAAACAGUUUCUGAAUUUUAUGA